AUGUUCCCAGUUUUACCUGUUACUUCGGUUUCUGGACUGAUUGAGACCGCUGAUGUCGUUUCUGGCUCAGUGGGUCGGGUUCUCGUGAGUCUGUCAGGAGAUCAGAUCAAGGAUACACUUCCAAUUGUUCGGUCGGUAUCGGAGAAAUUCGUCGACAUUUCUGUUUUAUUGACAGGAGAUGCUUCUACAGACGAGCUUAUUAGUUUAUUGGAUGCUGGUGUCGAAUAUUUGGUGGUUUCUGAACCAGUUGUAGCUGAUCUGAUCGAAUCAGGUGUACCUGGUUCAAGACUGGUAAUUAAUAUCAGUGAAAAGGCUGGUGAAUUUUUAGAAUCAAUUGCUAGUGACUCGUCUCAACUGGAUUCUAAUUUGAAUAUUGGAUUCUAUAUUGGUUCUUUUGGUAUUUCUAAACACCAAUCACUUGUCGCAGCUGGUCAGGCUAUUGCAAAGACUGUUCUUGCUACAACUGGAGGAGCUAGAUUCCUGCUUGUAUCGGACCCAUCUUUUGUUUCUUCAUCAAAUGCAAUUGCCCCUGCUAUCCCAGUCGUCGAGGCUCAUUACUUAUCUACAGAAACCACUGGCAAUGGUACUUUAUCUAUUGCUAGUUUCAUCACCAACCGUCUGGUCAGUGACCGUGUCGAUGGUCUAUAUACGACUUUGGUAGUUGAUGCUUAUGACAACAGUCUUGGACUGGUAUACUCUUCAGAAGAAAGUAUCAGUGAAGCAGUUCGCACUGGCAAGGGUGUGUAUCAAUCUCGCAAGAGGGGAUUAUGGUACAAAGGACAAACUUCAGGUGCUGAACAGACUCUUUUACGAAUCGAUGUCGAUUGUGAUGGCGACUGUGUUAAGUUUGUAGUUGACCAAACGGCUCCUGGAUUCUGUCAUAACAACACUUCGACGUGUUUUGGUCAGUAUUCGGGCAUCAGUGCUCUCGAACAAACACUCAUUUCCCGCAAAAAGAAUGCUCCUGAGGGCUCAUACACAGCUAGACUUUUCAACGACUCUAAACUGCUAACAGCCAAAAUCAUGGAAGAAGCAGAAGAGUUGUGUGAUGCCAAGACUGCUAACGAGAUUUCCUGGGAGGCUGCUGAUUUGAUUUAUUUCGCCAUGACCAAACUGGUACAAGAGGGUGUGUCGUGGAACUCUGUACAACGCAAUCUAGAUCUCAAGUCGAGAAAAAUCUCCCGUAGAAAGGGUGAUGCUAAACGCAAAUGGCAAGCCAAGCUCGAGGAAAAAGAGCAAGACGCCAACAAGAGUCGUGACGAUGCUAGACAGGACAAAAAGCCCAAAAACGCCGACCAAACCAGUAGUACUGUUACUACUAACGGCACAGAACAACCACAGAUCAAAAUGAAUGUUGUAACUGUGACUCCCGAGACUUCUGAGACCGAAAUCGCUAAAGUUCUAACUCGUCCUUUGCAAAAGUCGGCUGAUAUCAUGAAACUGGUGACUCCUAUCAUCAACAAUGUUCGUGAUAACGGAGACAAGGCAUUGAUCGAGCUGACCGAGAAGUUUGAUCGCGUCAAACUGCAGUCUCCAGUGUUGUACGCACCAUUCCCCGAGAAUUUGAUGCAGAUUUCCGAAGAAGUGAAAGCAGCUAUUGACCUGUCCAUCUCCAAUAUCGAGAAGUUCCAUGCUGCUCAGAUUAAUAAAGACGAGGUUCUUCACGUCGAAACAGCACCAGGAGUCAUCUGUUCACGAUUCUCACGAGCCAUUGAGUCGGUGGGUCUGUAUGUUCCUGGAGGAACCGCUGUACUUCCAUCGACUGCAAUGAUGCUUGGUAUCCCAGCCAAAGUAGCUGGAUGUAAGAACAUCAUUCUUGCAUCACCACCACGAUCCGACGGUACUUUGACACCCGAGGUUGUAUAUGUGGCACAUAAAGUAGGAGCCAAGGCCAUUUUGCUGGCUGGAGGAGCUCAAGCCGUUGCUGCUCUGGCAUAUGGAACCGAGUCAGUUCCCAAAGUCGACAAAAUCAUGGGUCCUGGUAACCAAUUUGUCACCGCAGCCAAGAUGUUUGUACAGAAUGAUACCAGUGCUCAAGUGAGUAUUGACAUGCCAGCAGGACCUUCUGAAGUUCUUGUCAUUGCCGAUGGAACCAGUAACCCGGCAUUCGUGGCAUCGGAUCUGUUAUCACAAGCUGAGCACGGAGUGGAUUCACAAGUGAUUUUGAUUGCUAUUUCUAUGACCGACGACCAACUGGCUGCUGUCGAGACCGAGGUUCACGAACAAGCGAUGCGACUUCCACGAGUCGAUAUUGUCCGCGGUUCAAUUGCUCAUUCGACGACCAUCCGAGUCGAUUCUAUUGAACGAGCCAUGCAAUUGAGUAACCAGUACGGACCCGAGCACUUGAUUCUUCAAGUGCACGAAGCCAGCCGACUGCUGCCACUGGUCGAGCACGCUGGCAGCGUUUUUGUUGGAGCCUGGAGUCCCGAGUCGUGCGGAGACUACUCCAGCGGUACCAACCACACCCUUCCCACCUACGGAUACGCCAAAAUGUACUCCGGUGUCAACACCGACACGUUCAUGAAGCACAUCACCAGCCAAGAGCUCACCGAACAGGGUCUCAAAAACAUAGGCCCUGCCGUCAUGGCCCUCGCGGCCACCGAAGGACUCGACGGUCACCGUAACGCCGUCAAAGUCCGUCUCGAGUCUCUCGGAGCUCUGUAA
Messenger RNA from Sugiyamaella lignohabitans, 2664 nucleotides. It is a transcript of the gene HIS4, whose product is annotated as trifunctional histidinol dehydrogenase/phosphoribosyl-AMP cyclohydrolase/phosphoribosyl-ATP diphosphatase. The record is from RefSeq and is a predicted model, not a curated record. Lineage: Eukaryota; Fungi; Ascomycota; Dipodascomycetes; Dipodascales; Trichomonascaceae. The coding region runs from base 1 to 2664 and encodes 887 amino acids. Gene Ontology annotation, cellular component: cytoplasm. The transcript has a single exon. Gene Ontology annotation, molecular function: histidinol dehydrogenase activity; phosphoribosyl-AMP cyclohydrolase activity; NAD binding. Gene Ontology annotation, biological process: L-histidine biosynthetic process.